AUCCUGAAAGGCGAUGUGAAAGGUGCAUACCGACAUCUAAUGUCUAUAGCAUCUCAAGUAUUUCGUAUGGCAGCUCUGGUGACAGACCUCAAGAUUUUACUGAUCGACUUAGCAGCCCCCUUUGGAUGGUCCGGAUCCCCACCAUUUGAUGGGCUGUUUGGACGUGCCAUCCGAAGAUACCGAACCCUUUUUUGGCUACGAAUGGCCGUGCUAGGACCCCGAUCAAUUAAUGAGGCCAAGUUCUCGAACUGGAGCACCGAACUCGUCGCCCUAGGUCUGCUCUGGAACACGGAAAAGCGAACAGUAUCGAUGCCAGCUGACAAAAUCGCUAAGGCGCUACAACGAGUAAAUACGAUGAUUCAGCAUCAAGCAGCUACAACAUCGGAUCUACAAAAACUCCUAGGGUCGCUAAGACAUGUGUCAACUUGCUUGCGGGCCGCCAAGCCAUUUUACCAACAGCUGCAAGCACUUGCAGUCGCCGCACCACGGUUUGCAAAAGUAAAACUCUCCGCCGGGGCGAAGGCGGAUCUACGAUGGUUUCAAAACAUCCUGGGUCAUGGGAAUUUCGCUGCGCUACCCCUGAGCAUGUUCGGUGAUCUUCCUUCAUCCGAUGUGGAACUGUACAUGGAUGCUUCAAACAUGGGUUUGGCGAUUCUGGACCCUGGCGCAAAUAAAUUUAUCCAAGAAAAAUUUGACGAAACCGAGACUCUUCUAAUCGCCAACGAUGACACGCAUUUCAACAGCUUCUCCAUUAAUGUGCGGGAGCAUCUGUGCAUCGCAUUGGCACUGUGGACCUGGGGUUCGUCGUGGUCGAGCAAUUCGUCCGGCCAAAUGCUUCACGUGAAGUGCUGGAGUGACAAUAUUUCAGCAGUGCAGUGGAGCAAUCGACUUUCUUCAAAGAAUGAACUCAGCCAAGAAAUCAACAGGGCAAUUGGUCUAGCCGAAGCCUACUUCAACUUACGAGUAUCGGUGGAGCAUUUACCAGGGUCGACCAACACCACGGCAGCAUCGAGGGCCUGGACGGAUCCUUAUAAAACUGUGUGGACCAAUUUUUCUGUGUCGUGGGAACAGACAGCCGAGCCGCCAAUCUUUCGCAAACUCUACACGAACUUCUCGAAGGACUUCAAUCCCGCUCACUGGCCUCGUCAUCAAACGUUAAAUACUCAGCUACUUGGUCACAGUGGGUGCGAUGGUGCACGGAAAUGCGACUGCCUAAAUCGUUACCCAAGGACGAAGAGCGCCAUUCAUAUCAGCUCGCACUUUUCGUAA
This is a messenger RNA of Phytophthora sojae, 1269 nucleotides long. RefSeq lists its product as hypothetical. The record is from RefSeq and is a predicted model, not a curated record. The transcript has 2 exons. NCBI's taxonomy places the organism in Eukaryota, Oomycota, Peronosporomycetes, Peronosporales, Peronosporaceae. The annotation marks the transcript as partial.